This is a messenger RNA of Porites evermanni, 4218 nucleotides long. The record is from the annotation of a GenBank genome assembly. Lineage: Eukaryota; Metazoa; Cnidaria; Anthozoa; Scleractinia; Poritidae.
AUGGACAAAGAAUGGACCCUAAUGUUACAAAACCAUCAAAAGAUCAAAAUUCCUGCGAUGAAACAAACAACAGUGUCAUGUAACAAGAGCGACACGCAUGGUAAAGUAAUGUUCAAACGCAUCUCCUAGUGUCCAGGGGAAGCUUGAAAUUAUGCGAUCUUGGAUGUGAGCUAUUUACGUUAUGAUCAGUGAAAUGUUACAGGUACGUUUUACUUCGACGCAAAGUCAGUUUUUGAGCGUAAUCAGUAAAACAUUGUAAAUAUAAAAAAAUCCCACAGUGUUGUUCUCUCGAGGAAGAUAAUUUUUUGCAAUAGGAACCUCUCUAGCUAUACCGUUACAUGAUGCUUUUUGCAAAUUGAAAUUUACCAUUUUCUUAAUGAACUUUUAUUUGACGACUCUCUAGAGUGAACUGAUACCACAGUCGAGACUGAAAGAGUUAACGCGAAGUUUUUCACGCUAAAUAAUUGUAUAAAUUAACUAGCCAGCAAAAUAUUAAAUUUAUUUUCAUUGAGACUGUAAGAAUAACAUAAUUAUGGUUUAUUAUCUAAUAUGAGAUUAAGGACUUCAUAUCAUCGGACUUUAAGAAAACAUUAUUUGUCAUUUAUUAAUUCCCAAUAUUUAUGCUGCUCAUUUCAGUCAAGAAUGGUGGUUUAUUUUAAGUACUCAGCAGGAUAACAGCGAUAAACGCUUGAUUAAAAUUGACUGACUGCAAUCCGCGGUCUCAGCGUUGAAAAAAGAGGGGAUUGGUUAUAUCUCUAAGAUAUUUAUUACAUAGACGGGGAAAGAAAUGUUGUUUGGGAGUCUUACAGACAUCAUAAGAUUCCCAACCAAAUGAAGAAAUUUUGUAUUCAUUUGAAAUUGGCCUGUAUUCAUGAUGCGUCUCGUUGAAAAAAGCUCUAUGCAUGUGCCAUAUAGUAAUAUUGCUUAAUUCAGAAAUUAAAUUUCAAACCAAAGCUUUAAGGUAGAUAGCAACGAUUGCUAGUUUGAUGUUAGAAAAAUAAAAUGCCUCAUAACGUUAUUCAAGGCUAUAGAUAAAAAUUUACACAGGCACUUCUUCAGAUUAGUUUCGCGGCGUCAAUCAGUUGCAUUCAUAAGGGUACCAAAAUCCAAUCAGUUUACCUUAGGAAAAAUUUCCCGCAUACAACACUAAAUUAAGAUGAUGACGAUGAAUAAAAACUUGGUCACUGAUGAAGAAAAGGAAUUCAGUGACCAAGUCUUCUUCCACUACUGUAAGUUAAAUAUUGUUAUUUUUAUUCAGAACUCUCGGUGGAAAAACUCUGGCGGACACUCACUGAUGUCUAAAUUUCCAAGAGGUUUUCUUUAUAUAGUUAGAGAUAAUAUAAGUUCUCCGUCCUCUAAGCAACGGACAUAUUACAAGUGCUUCAUAAUGCAGAGAUACUGAGACAUAUACUUACCUAGUGUAUGGUCACUCACUAAGUGUUUUGAAGAAACAUGGUCAUAUAUUUAUCCUACGAAACGGGGGGCUAACAGCCAAGUUCUCUUCUUUAUAACUAUUCUAGACAAUAUUUUAGAACAUAUUCAGACAUACAAAAUGGCCGGUCUUAACCAUUAGCAAGAAAGGAUGAUAAUUUAUAAUUUAAUCAAUGUUUGAUUAAUUAACCCUUUAUAGGUUCUUAAAGAGUGACAAACGUCAGGCUUCUCCUAACAGCUUCAAUUUUCAUACACCAUCAAGCUGAAAAGUUAAUGAGGAAUUAUGACCAUAGGGAAAACGCUUCAAUCUAUCUUUUUUCAAAUUCUCUCAAUUACGGUAAAUCUUUUAGGAAAUAUAUAGAUCAAACUGGGGAAUUGUGUGUGUGCCGGGAGUGUAUAUCAAGUCAUAAUCGUGGCCCGCAGAGUUGCCACAGAUCAGUGUCAUUAAUUUGUGGAUUUAUACUUUGAGCAUUAGUAUAUUUACUCAGUUCAGAAUUUUGUUUUAUUUGUUUAUUUGAAUUGAGUGGAUUGCACGGAGAUUUAUUUUACAUUAUCUAAAUUGUAAACAAUUUUUUUGAGUUUUCGGCCGACGUCAAUCAAAGUUGCAUUUGAUAACAAACCCACAGUUUCGGACAGUUUUUCGUGUUCCGUGACAUAAUUUUAGUCAAAAUAAAUGUCAAACAGGGUUAAAAUCUGUAGCUCCAGGCAUUCUGUAUAACCAUAAAUAAGCAUAAAUUAAGCUUUCUUUUUGCCAAUUUGUUUGGGUACAAGACAAUAACACGUCGAGUUCCUCACUGUUUCAAGCGUACUUCAAAUCGGGGUUAAGAUGAUGAUUGCAGAGUUUACCGCCGUCGUUUUUGGUCUGUUUUUGUUUUCUACAGCUGUCGGUAUGUGUGAUUUUGUUCAAGAAUUUCUUUCUCUUUUUUUCGGUAAACAAAACGCACAUUGAAGAGCCCGUCAAUCGGCCGGAACAGAACGUUUUGAUAGACACAGUGGCAAAGGCUUGUUGGUGCCGCACACGAUCCUGUCUCCCGUUUCGUUUAUACAAUAAUGUGCUUAUAUCAAAAUGUGUGUGUGUGUGUGUGUGUGGAGGAGAGUGGGUCGAUAAUGAACUUGUAUAACCAGCCGAGUCAGUCUCCCAAUGGCGAAUCUACCUAGUUAACACAAAUACUGUAAGAAGUAAAGAAAAGAAGACUUUUUUUUCUUAUUUCACAGAGGCCAAGAUUGGGGAAUCCGUGCAAAUCCAGCUUUACGACCGCAACUUAAAGGUUUCGGAUACAGAGAUGCGGAAAAUGUUGAAUAAGGCAGAUCUUCGGCGUCAAGGCUACACAAAGGAAAUCGAUUUUAAGAUAGUGAAGGAACCAGAUAAACCAGGAUAUAGACAGGCAUGUGUCAGUUAAUGAAUUAAUCGCUUGGUUUAAACGCUCUAUACCUUUCAACCAAAAUCUCUUACCCUCACUCCACUUACGGACGACAAGUUUUCAGGAUCAGAAUUUUGUUUAACUGUAAGAAUGACACUUAUGUGUACAGUCUGCACACCACCUAAUUGCAUGGCAAAAUGAAUUUGAUUGACGGUGAGACGACGUUUGAGGCGUUUGUUUCCAUCGUAUUCCAGCUUUAAGAAACAUUUUAACACGGGGUUAAGGUUUUAAUUUAUUUGUCGCUUUGAGCGGAAUUGUUUUUUCAACUCGAGGAUUUCUUUUAACUUGGAAAUUGGUUCUUAUUUAGUUCGAAAAUCAAGAACCAGCUAAGAACCGUCUAUGCCUGUAUUUGUCUUCAGUAUUCCCUCUGUCUGCCAAUGCUGCCUGACCGAUACAUUUAUGAUUUCAAAGCGGUAUGGUCUAUCUGUGACCUGUAAACUUAAGGCACUAAAAUGCUUAAUAUUCGUAUUGUCAUAUUUGUUGAUUUAGAAACUUUUGUUUUUCUUUCCUAGAAAUCAAUCUUUUACAGCAAGAUAGUGAGCUGCUCAGCUGUUCUGAAAACCGAACGAGAACUGAACAAUACCGUUUUUCAUGGUGAUUGCAAUAUGCAUGUUCACGUAUUGCACUUUUAAGUCGUUUCUAGUUUCAUAAGUUAUUUAUUUGCUUUGGUGCCGAUAGUACUACUCCUGACCACUCCUGGUCAUGGCCUUGAAGGACUAGAAAACCCAUUUAUAAGAUUCCAAAACCCUAUGUUUUUUGACUGUGAACUGUGACUCUGAACGUUUUUCAUGGUGAUUGCAAUAUGCAUGUUCACGUAUUGUACUUUUAAGUCGUUUCUAGUUUCAUAAGUUAUUUAUUUGCUUUGGUGCCGAUAGUACUUCUCCUGACCACUCCUGGUCAUGGCCUUGAAGGACUAGAAAACCCAUUUAUAAGAUUCCAAAACCAUACGUUUUUGGACUGUGAACUUACUUUGAAAUAUGACUCUGCCAAACGCCACUAUUUAGUUCGUUGCACUCUAGCUUUGCCCAAUAGCAAAAGAAGAAUUCUUGUUUUACAGUUCAAGGAUAUGUAACAUUUCCUCAAUUCGCAAAGCGGAUUUCUUUAUGAGUAUUUUUUUUUUCGUGCCCAACAAUGUCUUCCCCAAUCUCUUUUUACAGGUGCUUUAGGACCUGAGCUGUACAACAAAUUAAGAGAUGAAAUGAAAGCAAAGGGCCUGAUCAACGCAGGGAAUUGCCAAACAGGGAUUAAGAUAGUUUUCAACUAUGGCAAAAAGAAACUCAACCGUAGCGGUCGACACAGACCGCGUCGCAUUGUUGAGGGAGGAUGCAUUAUGAUCCCAACAGUGCUAAAACCACUGCAGGAGUAA